CAAUAAUACCAUAUUUUUAUUGUUAAAUGUUACGCUUACAUUUUGACACAAUUGUAAGUUUAGAUCUCUUGUAGUUAGAAACUUAGUUACAUUGAUAUUAUCUGGUAAUUUAGUCCACCUUACUAGAGCUAAUUUAAGGUCUUAGUCCUUUAAUAUUUUGGAUACUUCUACAAUGCAUUUGGAGAUAUUCAGUUCUAAUAUUAAACGAUACAAUAAUAUUGGUAAAGGAAUUAAGUUGUAAAUUAAAUAAGAAAUAAACGUUUUCGACGAUCUCCGAGAGCGGACUGCACGUAGUAAUCGUGAUGAUCCUCCGUUGUCGAAUGGCAAUUUCUUAUGGAAUCGAGGUUUAACACGCGAUCUGAAAAGUAAACAAUAUAAAUGAAAAUAAAAUCCAAGAUAACAACUAACGAAAAGCUUACGGUACCAUUUUGGAGGAACGGCAACGAACAGUAAGGGAGAGCAAGCAUUGGCUAAAAAAAAACCAGCAGCACAGAACUAUCAAUACGUCAUGAGUACAACAACAGAAGUGAAAAUUUUGUAGCUUUACCAAAGACCGUGCACAAUCUAAAAUUUACAAAUCACAUUAAUCAAUACAGUCACUACCAUAAUGGGAACAUAAAAAAAAAAAAAAGAUUUAAAUAUUUCAUUGUCGCAUGACUAUCCAUUAUAUUAUUUAAUAAAUAAACAUGUCAUUGAUGUUAUACAUUCAUCAUUAAAGAUAUACAUAUAAACUAAAAUUGCUGUUUAUAUAAUAAAAUGAACUCCAUUACACACAAUUCUAUAAAUAAUCCCAUAACUGAAUAUAAAUAAAUAUACACAUACAAAAAAAUCAAAAACAUUUGGAUCUUAUCGGCCGAUGCAGUACAUAUUACAUUGUAAUCAACAAUAAAUAAAAUACCGACCGGCUUAAUAAUUAAAGCAAGCAAAGUAUUUAAAUUUAUUUCAAAUAAAAUUAGCCAAAAUCAGUUACCCGUGUAAUACAACCGUUAUGUAUUAGAGCUAGCACUCUUCAGGUCGGAUGGCCGCUAAUCAAUCACAGUCAACUGGGCAAAACAGAGGCACAACUGAAAAUUACAAAAUAUUUUUUACAACUUAUUUUAUAAAUAUAUGCAUAUUUUUUCAAAUAUUAACCAUUUUUUUCUAAAAAUACUUCAUUAAUUAAUUCUAUAAACAAUUUUCAUCCGUUGAACUUUACUUCAAAAUUCGAUUAAAGAUAACUGCACAUAUAUAUUGUUUUAUGUAAAACUAAAGGGUCUCACCUUCCCUUGUGUUUCAAUUAAUUGAUCGCAUAAGCCUGGAAUUUUUAUGAGAAAGUAAUUACUUCAGUAAAUUCACACUUUUCUCAAAAUUAACGUAUUGUAACAAAAUUUGGAAACGUAAUCAUUAUAUAAAGGAACCACAAUUGUUUUUUCUACUAAAAAUGAAACAAAUUGUAACUAUAAUUUUUUUUUUUUUCAUAUUAGCAUACCAUCUGGAAUCUAUAAACUAAUUUUCAUCAUUAAUAAUGGAAAUAUUAUUGCAGUAUUUUUUAAAAUUAAAAUAUGAUCAAAAUCAGUUAGUAACUAAAUCAAAUUAUUGUACAAAUUAAAAUUAAAGAUUUAAUAUUGUUACAGUGACAUAGUCAGGGAAGGGGUGAAAAGCUGCAGCUUCCCUCAAAAUUACAGUGACUACUGAAUUAUUUACUAAAUAUUAUACUUGGAACUAUUUGAACUAAGAAAAAAGUUUAUUAUGAAAUAAUAAAACUAAUCUCUUUAAUUCUCUACUCUCUCGUAAAGAUUGUAGCUAUGCUACUGAUUAAUAUUAAGUUUGUUUUUACGUGUAAAAGUUCAAUUCAUUUUAAUACACUUCAAAAGAGCUAUUUAUAUUAUUUUAAAAUAACUUGGGAAUAAUGUGCUGGUUGAUUUUUUAACAUAGAAAAUUUUGUUUAUCUUUUUCCAUGUAAACGUGUUUGUCUAAUUAUGUGAAUUUAUAAACACAAAAAUAAUUUUGUCAUCAGUUAGUUCUGGAAUCGUUAGGGUGUAAUCAAGUGUGAAAUUAUUUUUCAACGUCUUGCUCCAUUUUAUAAAAAUUCUCUUUAAAAACUUUUCAAGCGGAUCAUCAAGUAUUAGAACAAGACACUAUGAAUAUUUCAACUCCUAUGUAUGAAACGCAAAGUUUCCUCAAGUGUCUUGAAAAUACUGCUAUGCCUGCAAUGAAGGCUUCCAAAAGCUGGAAACACACCAUUGUUAAUUGGAUAAAGCCACUGACGUUUCAGCAAAAGCUCGAGUUGCACAAAUCUAUUUAUCCUAUGAUGAAAUGGUUAAAUAUGAUGGAUCAAAUUAUUUCGUCUCUCGGAUCAGAAUUGAUCCGAGUUGAUAAAACUACCGCACGGGCCAGACUAAUAUGUUUGCGCCAUUUCAUGCAGAAAAUCAAAACUAAACAGCAUGAAAAGGAUUGGAUUGUUAAAACGUCUAAAAAAGUUAUUAAAAAGUUGGAUUAUAUAGAUUCAAUAAUUAUGGUUCAUAAAUGGGCCACAGACAUUCAAAUUAAGUGGAUUCAAAUUUGUUCAGUGGCAAUGAAUCUCGAAAAGAUACUUUUAAAAAUUUUGACGGAUGAUGGAAACUGUUGAAUGAAGUUUCAGCCGAUCAUUCAAAAACAGCGGCUCAUUCUAUUGUGGUGGUUUUUAUAUUUUUUCUAAUUUGUGCCUUCAAAACCUUCAAUUUUAAAUUAUUAUCUCAACAAAUUAUUAAAAUUACUUUAUACGUGUUAUUUAAAAUUUUCUGUCAAUCACCAAGACUUUGUAGCUGAACUUACGGUGAUAUGAUUAUUUUUCAUCAUUUGAUGUGUAAUGCUAACAAGUUCUGAACUUUUUAUUUAUAUAUUUCUAUAAUUAAUAACUUCCUUUAUUUUAUGUAUU
Messenger RNA from Daktulosphaira vitifoliae (grape phylloxera), 2896 nucleotides. RefSeq lists its product as uncharacterized. The record is from RefSeq and is a predicted model, not a curated record. The transcript has 4 exons. NCBI's taxonomy places the organism in Eukaryota, Metazoa, Arthropoda, Insecta, Hemiptera, Phylloxeridae. Bases 2120 to 2608 code for a protein of 162 amino acids.